UUCUCUAAAAGAUACGUAGAGGGUGUCCAAUCUUUUAUGAAACUUAUCCGAACUCGCUUUGAUCGAAAUACUAAAAUUUGAUGUCCUUGCCAAGAUUGUUUAAAUAUAAAUUUUCAAACACAAGAUGUAGUAUAUGAUGACUUGUUGUUGAAAGGAAUUAUGAAAGAUUACGUGCAUUGGAUAUACCAUGGAGAACAAUCACAAAUGAGAGAUAAUGAUGAAGCAAUUGACAAUGAAGAUGAAAAUGAGGAAUGGAUAAAUGAAGAAAAUGUCAGCCAUAAUGAAAUACAUGACAUGUUAGAAGAAAUCGGUGGAAAAUCACAAGCCAAUCAGGAGACAACAUCCAGUAACAAUGGAUGUGAUAAUUUGAGCGAGAGCGAAGCAAAGAAGUUUGACAAAUUGUUGAAAGAAGCUGAAUGUGAAUUGUACCCGGGAUGCAAAAAAUUCUCGAAGCUUUCAUUUGUUGUGAAAUUGCUCCACUUGAAAGUGUACAAUCAAUGGAGCAACAAGUCAUUUAAUAUGUUGUUAGAGUUGCUACGAGAUGCAUUGCCUAAUGGUGAGACACUUCCUAAGUCGCAUUAUGAUGCUAAAAACAUGCUACAAGGUUUGGGAUUAGGAUACAUUUCGAUUCAUGCUUGUAAAUAUGAUUGUGUGCUUUAUUGGGGUGAAUUUAAAGAUAGACAAGAAUGUCCACAAUGUGGUACUUCAAGGUGGAAAAUUGAAAAGGGAAAGGGUAAAAAGAUUCCUCAUAAAGUCUUACGAUAUUUUCCCUUAAAGCCGAGACUUCAAAGAUUAUUUAUGUAAAAAAAAACAAGCACUGACAUGAAGUGGCAUAAAGAAACAUAUCUUGAUGAGACGAAUGUGUUAAGACAUCCAGUUGAUUCUGAAGCUUGGAAAGAGUUUGAUAAGAAUCAUACGUGGUUUGCACAAGAACCACGUAAUAUUAGACUUGGCCUCGCGACUGAUGGUUUCAACCCAUUUGGGAAUAUGAGCACAAACUAUAGCAUGUGGCCUGUAAUUUUAUUUCCUUAUAAUCUUCCUCCAUGGAAAUGCUUUACUGAUCCAUUUAUGAUGAUGUCACUACUUAUUCCUGGUCCUCAAGCACCUGGAAAGGAUAUUGAUGUUUACUUGCGGCCUUUGGUUGAUGAAUUGAAAGAGUUAUGGAGUGAUGGUGUAGAGACAUUUGAUGCUUCCACAGGGGAGUACUUCAAAAUGCAUGCUGCUGUUUUAUGGACCAUAAAUGACUUUCUAGCUUAUGCUAAUUUAUCUGGAUGGAGUACUAAAGGAUACAUGGCAUGCCCUACUUGCAAUAAGGAUGCACUGUCACAAAAGGUAAGAAGUAAAAUUUGUUACAUGGGUCACCGUCGGUAUCUUAAACCUAGCCACGCAUGGAGAAGAAGCAUGCAGUUUGAUGGGAAGGUAGAAAAAAGAUUGAAACCAAAAGAGCUCUCAGGAGAUGAUGUCUUACAACAAUUGGAUCUACUCAGUACUUAUAGACCAGGAAAACACUCAAAUAAUAAGAAAAAAAAGCGUCUUCCUAUAGAGUUGAAUUGGGUGAGGAAAAGUAUUUUCUUUGAGUUACCAUACUGGAAGAGCUUGAAGUUGCGGCAUAAUUUAGAUGUCAUGCACAUAGAAAAGAACAUUUGUGAGAGUAUUUUAGGGACAUUACUGAAUAUUGACAGGAAAACUAAAGACACAGAGAAAGCAAGAGAAGAUCUUAAGGAUAUGAACAUAAGAAAGGAACUAUGGUUGCAGCAUGAUGAUUCUAGUUAUACAAUGCCAUCUGCUUGUUAUAACAUGUCAGAAAAAGAGAAAAGAAAAUUUGGGGAAUUUUUGAAAUGUGUUAAAUUUCCUGAUGGUUAUGCUUCAAAUAUCUCAAGGUGUGUAAGUGCAGAUGGUGUUAAGUUAGCUAAACUCAAAAGUCAUGAUUAUCAUGUUUUGCUACAACGAUUGCUACCUAUAGCUAUUCGUGGAUUUGGAAAUAAAGAUGUCUCUUUAGCAUUGAUUGAGUUAGGUCAUUUCUUUCAACGGUUGUGUUGUAAGACAUUGAAACAAGAUGACCUAGAACAACUUGAAAGGGAUAUAGUUAUUAUAUUAUGCAAGCUUGAGAUGAUCUUUCCACCUGCUUUUUUUGAUAUUAUGGUACAUUUGGCUGUACAUUUACCACGAGAAGCUAUGUAUGGGGGACCAGUACAAUAUCGUUGGAUGUACAAAAUUGAGAGAUUUUUGUGUAAGCUUAAGCGUUAUGUGCGAAACAAGGCGCGACCAGAAGGUUCUAUUGCAGAAGGUUAUAUUAUUGAUGAAUGUUUGACAUUUUGCUCUAUGUAUCUUACUAACAUUGAGACUAGAUUUAAUCGUGAAGAUCGAAAUGUUGAUGGAUCUAGCAACAAAGAGGAACAUGUUCUGGACAUAUUUUCUGAAAGUGUUAGACCAUUUAAAGGAGAAUAUGAUGCAAUACCGAAGAAAGAUCUUGAUAUGGCUCAGUGGUAUGUGUUAAAUAAUUGUGAAGAAGCAGAGCCUUUUCUACAGGAACACAAAAAUGAGUUGUUAAACCAAGAUGUUGUGAAUAUAGAAGAGAAACAUAGAGAACAUUUUUCUUUAUGGUUCAAAGGGAAAAUUAUGCAUUUGUGUAAUAAGGAGAAUUCAAUGUCUAUCAAGAAGUUAUAUCCAUUGGCAAUGGGACCUGAUGUUCGAGGAAGGAGAUAUCCUGGUUGUAUUAUUAAUGGUGUUAGGUACCAUAUUCAAAGUCGUGAUGAAUUACGUAAAAGUCAAAAUAGUGGCAUAGUUGUUGAAGGCUAUCAUGAAAAUGAAGUGAUUGACUUUUAUGGUAUUAUAGUUGACAUUAUUGAGUUAGAGUAUAUAGAAGGCAAUCGAGUUGUACUAUUUAAAUGCAAGUGGUUUGAUCUUCGUAAAAAAACUGGGAUGCAGAAAGAUAAAAAUUUUACCAGUAUAAAUGUAAAUAGAUUUUGGUAUGAACAUGAUUCUUUUGUACUAGCUACUCAAGCAAAUCAAGUAUUUUAUAUUUGUGAUCCGAAAUUAGGAAAGAAUUGGCGAAUUGUGCAAAAAUUUCAAGAUAAACAUAUAUAUGAUGUGCUAGACAUGCAAAAUUCAAAGGUGGAAAGUGAUGAAUUACACACUACUGAUGAAGUGUAUCAAGAUGUGUCAAUGGAAAGUAACAUGAUAGAUGUUUCUAUUGAGGAUAUGCCGAUCCAAUUACAUAGAGAUGAUGUUGAUUCAAUUACAUUGGAUUCAAGUGCAUUUGAAUUGAAGGUUCAAACAGAACAUGAAGUUGGUUACAAUACCGAAGAUUCUGACCUAGAGGACGACACUAUAAUUGAGUACAUAAGUGAUCUUGAUAGAACUGAAGGCACUAAAAGUAUUGAUAAAGAUGAAGAUGGUGACACAGAUGAUGAAGAUGACAUUGAUUUUGUGAUGUAA
Molecule: messenger RNA, 3438 nt
Organism: Solanum verrucosum
Lineage: Eukaryota; Viridiplantae; Streptophyta; Magnoliopsida; Solanales; Solanaceae
Exons: 4
Coding region: 823-3438 (871 amino acids)
Source: RefSeq, a predicted model, not a curated record